UGCAGUAGUUUCACCAUUUAGUAAGCUUUUUAUCGAUUAAAGAUGCUUCAACAUUCUUCUGAGCAAGUGGAGAUGGUGGUGGAUAUCUAUGAGACUGCAGACACUGUUAGAGGUCAUGACAUCGACACAGAGAAGGAGGAUGAUAAUGCAGAGAAAAGCCUAGAAGAACAACACACAGGAGACACUGCAUGCAGCAGGUGUUGCAGACUGACUGCAGUGUGCGUGGCGCUGCUGCUGUGUGUUCUCCUGCUGGCUGCCAUCACAGUGCUGUGGAUCAAAUUCUACAUCCUGAAUACAGAAAACAACCAGCUCCAGACCAGUUACAACAACCUGACUAAAGAGAGAGACCAGUUACAGUCCAGUUACAACAACCUGACUAAAGAGAGAGACCAGUUACAGUCCAGUUACAACAACCUGACUAAAGAGAGAGAGCAGAUACAGUCCAGCUACAACACCCUGUGUAUAGAGAGAGUCCAGUUACAGUCAGGUUGCAACAACCUGACUAAAGACAGAGACCAGUUACAAUCCAGUUACAACAACCUAACUAAAGAGAGAGACCAGUUACAGUCCAGUUACAACAACCUGGCUAAAGAGAGAAACCAGUUACAAACUACUUACAGCACCCUGUCUAAAGAGAGAGACCAGUUACAGACUAUUUACAACAACCUGACCAAAGACAGAGACCAGUUACAGUCCAGUUACAACAACCUGACUAAAGAGAGAGACCAGAUACAGUCCAGCUAUGUCCAUUUAAUGCAAAGGGAGGAGAAGUACAUUAUGUGUUUUUAUCUCUGUAAAUUUCCUCCAAUGAUCUCUGUAGGGAAAUGGAGGUGUUUCAGUUUUAACUCCAGUUUUUAUGUCAUAUCUAACGAGAUCAAGAGCUGGGUGAAUAGCAAAAACCACUGCAGGGACAAAGGAGCAGACCUGCUUAUUAUAAACAGCAAAGAGGAACAGGAGUUCAUUGGUAAACAGCUGGGCAAUCUUGACACUUGGAUUGGUCUGAGUGACAGAGAAAAAGAGGGAGAGUGGAAAUGGGUGGACAGUACACCACUGACCACUGCGUAA
Hemibagrus wyckioides is the source of this 1065-nucleotide messenger RNA. Its product is annotated as C-type lectin domain family 4 member M-like. The record is from RefSeq and is a predicted model, not a curated record. Bases 43 to 1065 code for a protein of 340 amino acids. NCBI's taxonomy places the organism in Eukaryota, Metazoa, Chordata, Actinopteri, Siluriformes, Bagridae. The transcript has 4 exons.